This is a messenger RNA of Gordionus sp. m RMFG-2023, 2049 nucleotides long. RefSeq names its product probable serine/threonine-protein kinase clkA. NCBI's taxonomy places the organism in Eukaryota, Metazoa, Nematomorpha, Gordioida, Chordodea, Parachordodidae. Bases 1 to 2049 code for a protein of 682 amino acids. The record is from RefSeq and is a predicted model, not a curated record. The transcript has 4 exons.
AUGAAAAUAUGCAUGAAAAGGAAUAUGGAAAGUAUUAAUAAAAUAGACUUAGAUAUAGCUUUAGAAAAGUUUUCAUUUAAUUCUCGCAACACACCAAACGCGACAACCAACAAGAUACCAAGCGAGGUGAUGUUCAACAGAACCAUAAGAACCACAUGGGAUUUAAUCAAACUGCAAGAAGAUAAAGUGAACGAAUUUAAUCGCAAUUUAUCGUCAAAUAGAAACAUCAUGAAUGAUGACAAAGUAUGGUAUAAAACCUUCAAGGGUAAUAUGUGGGACAAAGACACGAUAAAACGUAAACAUGGGAAUUUAACAUUUGAAGUUGAAACAGGAGACAAAAUUAUUAGAAGACAUUUAGACCAAAUUAAAAAAAGGUCUACGAGUAGCGCACCUCUUGAUGAAACGACUCAUGUGAAAACAAAUGCAAUACUUUAUACUGUAAGUUUUAGAAGAAAUGAUGAUCCAAAUUUAGGAGUACAAGAACAGAAUUUUAAAAAUCAAUCAGCUGUUAAAUCGCGAUCGCAAUCGCGCCACGAAUUCAAGGUUAAACGAAAUGGUGAGAUAGGAAGUAGAUUAAAUAGUAUUAAUGAUAAACCAGAUAUUGAUAAUAUAAGUUAUAUGAUUCACGAUAUAAAGUCUGAUAAAGAUAAAAACUUUAACAAUAGAAAUAGAAAUGACAAUAAUAAUUAUUUUAGACUUGAUAAUAAUUUUAGAAAUUAUUAUGAUAAUAGAGAUAAUAAUUAUAAUAGUAAUAGAAAUAGGAAUUACGACAAUAAUUAUAUUUUUAGAUAUUAUGAUAGGAAUAACGGUAAUAAUAAUUCUAGAUACCACGAUAAUUAUAAUAACUAUAACUAUAACAACUAUCGCUACAGCAAUAAUAAUCAAUCUAAUUAUGGUAGAAAUGAUACGUGGCAUGAACCAAAAAAAAACGGAUCUAAUAACGGAAAUUGUAAUAAUUACCAAUCCUAUAACAACAAUUCAAAUAAUUAUAGAGGUAGUGACAACAGUCAGAGAAAGCAAAUACAAUAUAACAACAAUUCAAAUAAUUAUAGAGGUAGCGACAACAGUCAGAGAAAGCAAAUACAAUAUAACAACAAUGAUCAUAAUAUGAAUAUUGAACAAAUUAUUGAAGAGAAAGUCGACUCUACAAAGAACAAAGAUGAUAACGAUUUUAAUAUUAACAACUUAUCUGGAGACAUGCUUAAUGUUAAAGAUAAGGCAUUUAUUACUACUUUAAAAGUGAACGAUGUUAUUACAACUAUGCAAGUCGACACAGGAUCCAAACAUACCAUCAUACCUCAUGGUUUGGCUGAAAAACUUGGUAUUAGAAAUGUUAAAAAAUCCGAGUUACAACUAACCGCUUAUGACGGAAAUUUAAUUAAAAUCAUUAACAUUACACAAGUUAAAGUGACUUAUGAAGGUAUCUCAAAAUAUCUACAAGCGGCAGUCGUUGAGUCUAUGAAAAAUGCCUUGUUGGGAUGUACAUGGAUCAAUGCUUUCAAAAAUAUUUUAAAUAAAUUUAUAGCAAAUAUUGACACAAAUUAUGAAGAAUUGAUUAAAGUGUGCGAAUGCAAAUUGACUAACGGGCCAAUCAACAAAGCAAGUGUCAAGUUACAUUUAAAAAAAGAUGCCCAACCUAAAAUUAUACCACCUAGAGGUAUUCCUUAUUCAAAAAUUGAUCUUGUGAGCAAUGAACUUAAAAAAUGGAUACAUGAUAAUAUUAUUGAGCCGGGAUAUUACCGAUUUACUAGACUUCCUUUUGGGCUUAAGACCUCAUCUGCAAUCUUCCAACAGAUCAUGGACCAAAUCUCCGGUGAUAUGGAAGACGUCAUAUUUUAUAUUGAUGAUUUACUUAUAACUGGGAUAAACGAUGAAACCCUCCUAAAUAACAUAAAAAAAGUGCUUGAUAGAAUAUCAUCGUUUGGGCUAGUACCUAACUUCAACAAAAGAAUAGCCACUGACGCAUCUAAAUGUGGUUUAGGAGCUGUAUUAUUUCAUACUGAAAAAUUCGGCAAAGGAAAACCAAUAGCUUUCGCGGAACUUUAUUAA